AUGCACUUGUGGCCGAGCUCACUCAGUGCUAUCUUCCAGGCUGCCAGCUGCGCUGUUGCAUAUGCUGUUGAACUCUCUCCUGUGCCAGAGAAAAUUGAAGAAGUUAAUGAGAGGUGCAGGCCGAAGUGGAGUGGACAAGGCUCCAUUGGCAGGCAACUUACUCCCGAUGUCAUCUCGGACAAGUGGGGAGCUCAUGCAAUGGGUGUUCAUUCCGCCAGCCAAGAACCAGACUGUCUACUAUAUUUCCAGUUUUUACACCCCAAAGCCUCUGCUGAUGAGCUCAGAUUUCAGUUCAAAACUGUCUACAGCUCCAAAUUGAGCCGGAAGAUUAUCUUCACUGUUAUGACUUGCAAGGUGGAGGACAAGGAUGGCGCACUUUUUUAUAGGAUAGAGAGCAGACUACUGGAGGACAAGCACUGGCAUGCAUAUAUUGGCCUGCUUGCAGAUGAGAUAAAAGUCAGGAAUAAUGUACGUUGCUUUCCCAUCCUCCUGUGCUGA
This is a messenger RNA of Phanerochaete carnosa HHB-10118-sp, 498 nucleotides long. RefSeq lists its product as uncharacterized. Lineage: Eukaryota; Fungi; Basidiomycota; Agaricomycetes; Polyporales; Phanerochaetaceae. The transcript is spliced from 4 exons. The record is from RefSeq and is a predicted model, not a curated record. The coding region runs from base 1 to 498 and encodes 165 amino acids.